Messenger RNA from Perca flavescens (yellow perch), 1721 nucleotides. It is a transcript of the gene slc25a20, whose product is annotated as solute carrier family 25 member 20. The transcript has 10 exons. Bases 174 to 1079 code for a protein of 301 amino acids. NCBI's taxonomy places the organism in Eukaryota, Metazoa, Chordata, Actinopteri, Perciformes, Percidae. Gene Ontology annotation, biological process: mitochondrial transport; carnitine transmembrane transport. The record is from RefSeq and is a predicted model, not a curated record. Gene Ontology annotation, molecular function: O-acyl-L-carnitine transmembrane transporter activity. Gene Ontology annotation, cellular component: mitochondrial envelope.
ACGGAGAUGUACCAGUGUACGGCUGUGUCGCAGUCUAACCGGACCGGUUGAAUAAGUGGGUCAAAGGUCGUAAAUAUCUAUGGGUCUAACAGUCAGGGGUGAUAGCAGCACACAAAUACACCUCACACAGAUACCUCACAGAGACACCGUCGACCACAGAGCAGAAAGUAAAAAUGUCCAAACAGCAGCAGCAGAUCAGUCCGAUGAAGAACUUCUUCGCCGGAGGAUUUGGUGGCAUUUGUCUCGUCUUCGCAGGACAUCCACUCGACACCAUUAAGGUGCGUCUACAGACUCAGCCCAAACCCAAACCUGGAGAGAGCCUCCUGUAUGCUGGGACCAUUGAUUGUUGUAAAAAGACCUUAGCCAAAGAGGGUGUUAAAGGGCUCUAUAGAGGAAUGGCGGCCCCGAUCAUCGGCGUCACACCCAUGUUUGCUGUGUGUUUCUUCGGAUUUGGACUGGGCAAGAAACUACAACAGAGAACCCCUGAUGAUAUUCUUACGUAUCCACAGCUGUUUGCUGCUGGGAUGUUGUCUGGUGUGUUCACCACGGCCAUCAUGGCUCCUGGAGAGCGCAUCAAAUGCCUCCUGCAGAUCCAGGCAGCAUCAGGAGAGGUGAAGUAUGCCGGUCCUAUGGACUGUGUCAAACAGCUGUACAGAGAGUUUGGGAUCAGAGGAAUCUACAAAGGCACCGCUCUGACUCUCAUGAGAGAUGUUCCAGCAAGUGGGAUGUACUUCACCUCCUACGAGUGGCUGAAGAACCUCCUUACACCAGCAGGAAAAAGCCAUAGCGAGCUCAGCAUUCCCAGUGUGCUGUUUGCUGGGGGGAUGGCCGGGAUCUUUAACUGGGCGGUCGCAAUUCCAGCCGACGUACUCAAGUCUCGUUUCCAAACAGCUCCUGAAGGAAAAUAUCCCAACGGUUUUCGGGACGUUCUGCGGGAGCUGAUCAGAGAGGAGGGCGUGGGCUCUCUGUAUAAGGGCUUCAAUGCUGUCAUGCUUAGAGCUUUCCCUGCAAACGCAGCUUGUUUCUUAGGAUUUGAACUCGCAAUGAAGUUCCUGAACUGGUUAGCACCCGACCUGUGAUGAAGACUCGGCAUCGUCUCGUAUGUGAAUCCCAGGAACAGAACUGUUUUAACACAACGCAGUUAUUAGCAGCACAUGAACACACACACACACACACACACACACACACAGAAUCACAAAGAGAUUUUAAAAAUUUUCCAAUAAUGUGCUUAUAUAUCUAUAAGACCUCAUAGUACUGUAGAGCAUUUGGAUCAUUCAGACCUGCAGAGAGGCUGGGAUGACUCGGUGCCAGUGUACACACACACACACACACACACACACACACACACACACACACACACAGUCAAAUGUUCUCACUCCUUUUUGUUUUACUUGAUUUCUUAAAUUGUGUUAUUUUUAUAUAAGAAAAGGAGUGAAGUGAAUAUGCGUGCCUUACCUUUUGUUAUCUGCAAGCAGGUGUACAUGUCAGGGAAAAGGUGCAUUACGUUGUACUGUGUGUGUUCAGUCUCUCAGCAAUACACGCCCUUCUAACUGUCUGCUUCCUGUGAGGUCACCCUCCACUCAGUGACCACCGAUGCUAGCUACACUUUCUGUUUGUGUUCAUGUGAAAUUAUGAGAGUAGUCAUCACUAAUGAGUGAUUGAACAAUAUAUGAAUGUCAACAUGUAAAGAAAUAAAAAAACAGAUCCAUAUUUAGAAAUUA